Messenger RNA from Brugia malayi, 1218 nucleotides. RefSeq lists its product as uncharacterized. The coding region runs from base 1 to 1218 and encodes 405 amino acids. NCBI's taxonomy places the organism in Eukaryota, Metazoa, Nematoda, Chromadorea, Rhabditida, Onchocercidae. The record is from RefSeq and is a predicted model, not a curated record. The transcript has 12 exons.
AUGUCGCAAACUUUGUUGCCAUGGGAAACUGCAGCAAAAUUUUGUGAAACGGCUAUUUCGAAGAAUCACUAUGCAAAAGCAAAACAACGACUUACAACUGCUGAGGACUCGCGAAGUCAAGAACAAAAUCUUGCUACCGUAUGUAGAAGAGUCCCGGAGAAAAGUAAAACAACAGCGCAAAUAUCAUCCAGAAUUCUAACAAAAAAACCGGAAGAUAAGAAACUGAAUAUGGAUAUACAUCACUUCCGUAAACCAUAUAUUUUACGAGAAUCUAAUUACUGGUUUAUCAUUUUAAAAGGAACAGUGGCAUCACUAUGCAUAGCACUAAACACCAUUCAUUUGCUCAACAUUGUUGGACUAUUUCCUCCAACUUUUAGUUUUUUCAAGCUGAAAGCAAUAAGUUACAAUCAUGCGAUAACAUCAGCAACGAAUAAUAUCAAUAAAUUGCUCAAGGAUCGUGUUGGCCUAGUAGUCCGAUGGGUACCAUAUUCAGAAGUGUCAAAAGUCGAAACUUAUUCAAACUGCAAGAUUUUAAUCAACAAUUAUCAAUGGUCUCAGUGGACGGAAUUUGAAAAACAAGAUGGUCAACGAUGCGGCAUAAAAACAUAUAUUCGAUAUUAUAAUUUAAGGAUUAUAAAAGCAGUUCAAAGUAUCAUCGAAAAAGAGACUCUGUCAACACAUUGUCCUGCUAAUGUACAAUAUAAAGAUACAUGGGAGCGUGCUUGUUGUCCUCAAAACGAUUUUCAACCUCUUGAAAAUUACGUCAAUCUUUCAUACGAUAAAGCAUUCUGUAUUAUAAAAUCCACCUUACGCAAUGUUAAUGCAAGUGAAUUAUCAACAAUGUGCAGAAAUGGCAAAUUAUGGACGCCACUACCAAUCGAAAAUUUUGUCGUGAAUAAUUCAUACUAUCAGCGAAACAAUGUUGUCAAAAGCUACGAUAUUCAACGUGGCAUGACGUUAAAAAGUUAUUGGAUUGGAGUGAAACGAAUAGAUGGAAGAAAAUGGUUAAUAAAUGGUAGACCAAUUAAUUUUGAUUCACUCUCCAACUGUGGAAAUCAUUGUUAUGACAUGAAAAUCUUACUUAGUACAGAAGCAUACAAGAAAUAUACAAACAAGGAGAGAUAUUUCGUUUGUGUUAAGAAUGAAUUUCGCAAUAUUAAAAUCCGCGACACUCUCGAUAGAGAAUCUAAUUUCGAGAUUUCGAAUGGGAGGAUUUGA